This is a messenger RNA of Dichomitus squalens LYAD-421 SS1, 721 nucleotides long. RefSeq lists its product as uncharacterized. Gene Ontology annotation, biological process: intracellular protein transport; endoplasmic reticulum to Golgi vesicle-mediated transport; protein retention in ER lumen. The transcript is spliced from 6 exons. Lineage: Eukaryota; Fungi; Basidiomycota; Agaricomycetes; Polyporales; Polyporaceae. Gene Ontology annotation, cellular component: Golgi apparatus; endoplasmic reticulum-Golgi intermediate compartment; COPII-coated ER to Golgi transport vesicle. The record is from RefSeq and is a predicted model, not a curated record. Bases 25 to 669 code for a protein of 214 amino acids.
CGCACGCUCAGCUCAUCGCUGGCCAUGGCUGUCGCGUUCGCCCUCUUUCUCUCCCUUCUAUGCUCUCUGCAACUUGCAUACAGAACAUAUGCAGCUGCGCUGACAACCGCCAUCGGGGCGAACGAACGUCUAUGCUUCUAUGCCGAUGUGGACAAGGCCGGAGAGAAGAUCGGGUUUUAUUUUGCAGUGCAAUCCGGAGGGUCGUUCGACAUCGAUUUCGAAGUGAAGGAUCCUAAUGACAAAUCCCUCCUCGACGGCCAGCGUGAACGCCAGGGCGACUACGUCCUCACCGCCAACACCGUCGGAGAGUACUCGUUCUGCUUUGAGAACGAUAUGUCUACCCUCACCGAGAAGCUCAUCGACUUUGACAUCAUGGUCGAGAGCGAGCCCCGCCGCGAGCCCCCAGCGAAGCCCGGUCAGCUCGCGGACCAGACGAGCGCGCUGGAGGAGAGCAUGUACAGGUUAAACACGAUGCUGCUGAGCAUCAAGAGGACGCAAAAAUACUUCCAUACUCGCGAGAACCGAGGGUUCGACACGGUCAAGUCUACACAGAAUCGCAUGUUCUGGAACGCCGUAUUCGAGAGUCUGGCUGUGAUUGGGAUGGCAGUUUUCCAGGUUUACGUGCUGCAGACGUUCUUCACGAAGACUGGGAGACGAUACAAGGUGUAACUUAUUAUGACGCUUCACGUACACAUACUCUAUCAUAUACAUAUUGGAACCU